CAUCUAGGAAAAGAAGUUCUAGCACAAGAAAGUCACUUUAUCUGUGGGAAUUUCUCUUUGGUUUGCUGGAAGAUGACGAAUGCGUCUCAGUGAUAACUUGGGUCAACAAGCGUGAAGGAAUAUUUGCUUUAAAGAACACUGAUGAACUGGCGAAACUAUGGGGAACUGUCAAAAACAGACCAAAAAUGGACAAGAACAAACUGAUUAGAGCGAUGAGAACAUAUUACAACAGAGGAAUGCUAAAAAAG
Messenger RNA from Paramuricea clavata, 248 nucleotides. NCBI's taxonomy places the organism in Eukaryota, Metazoa, Cnidaria, Anthozoa, Malacalcyonacea, Plexauridae. The record is from the annotation of a GenBank genome assembly.